GCGGCGCGGGCGGGCUCGCCGGGGCGGGGGAGAAGCGGCCGCGGGCGCCCGGAGAGCCGAGCCCUCGCCCGGCGGAGCGGCGCGUACCGGAGCGGACCAUGCCGGGGGCGCGGGGCCGCCUCCCGCUGCUUCUGCCGCCGCUGCUGCUGCUGCUGCUCCCGGCUGCGCCGGCGCCCCAGAGCUGCCUCAGCAGGCAGCAGCUCCUGGCUGCCAUCCGGCAGAUGCAGCAGCUGCUGAAGGGGCAGGAGACGCGCUUCGCCGAGGGCCUCCGCGUCAUGAAGAGCCGGCUGAGCACCCUGCAUGCCUCCCUGGCCAAGGCUGCCCCCGAGCCGCCGGCCGCCUCCUGCCCUGCCCUGCAAGCCCCCGCCAACGGGAAGAAGUUUGGCACCAAAUAUCUGGUGGAGCAUGAGGUUCAUUUCACCUGUGACCCGGGAUUCCAGCUCCUGGGCUCCAGCACGCGGACGUGUCAGGCCAAUGGCAGCUGGAGCGGGCAGGAGCCCCACUGCACAGAGAUCAGUGAGUGCUCGAGCAGCCCCUGCCAGAACGGCGGGAUGUGCCUGGAGGGGCUGAACCAGUACAAGUGCCUCUGCCCCCAGCAGUGGACCGGGGCCACCUGCCAGUACCAGGCGCAGACAGCUCCCCCCUCCUGGAGCGUCACCGAUGACCCGGCGUUCAGCCGGCAGCCCCGCUGCGCCCAGAUCGAGCAGACCCAGCACUGCAGCUGCGAGCCCGGCUUCCACAUGAGCGGCACAGCCGCCAACGGCCUCUGCCAGGACCUCAAUGAGUGCGAGGUUUACAAGCGGGACGGGGGUCCCCGGCUCUGCGCCCACGCCUGCGUCAACCUCCCUGGCUCCUACCGCUGCACCUGCCCCAGCGGGUACGUCCUCCUGGGUGAUGGCAAGAGCUGCGAAGACAUCGACGAGUGCGCCCUGUCCCAGCAUAACUGCACAAGGGGGACCACCUGCAUCAACAUGGGGGGGGGCUUCCAGUGCGUCAGCCCCCAGUGCCCCCAGCCCGCUGGCAACAUCACCUACGUCAAAACAUCACCCUUCCAGUGUGAGCGCAACCCCUGCCCGAUGGAGAGCCGGUCAUGCCACCAAGCACCCAAAACCAUCUCCUUCCACUACCUUCCCCUGCCAUCCAACCUGCUGACACCCACCCCGCUCUUCCGCAUGGCCACAGCCGCGGCACCCGGCCGGCCGGGACCCGACAGCCUGCGCUUCGGCAUCGUGGGGGGCAACAACCGCGGCCACUUCGUGAUGCAGCGCUCGGACCGGCAGACUGGGGAGCUUAUUCUGGUGCAGAGCCUCAAGGGUCCCCAGACCAUCCAGGUGGAUGUGGACAUGUCUGAGUACCUGGACCGUGUCUUCCAGGCCAAGCACGUGUCCAAAAUCACAGUCUUCGUCUCCGCCUACGAGUUUUAGGGGAGGCAGCAGCCGGAGCAGCUUCCCUGAUGGCGAUGGUCCCUGCUCCGCAUCCUCCACCCAAAAGCACCAGCCCUGGGGGCAAGCGUAUCCCGGGAGCUCCAGGUGACAUCCCAUGCCAAAGCCUCUCGGCAGCCAACCAUCCUCUCCUCCGUGUUAGGGUUAUUCUGCCCAGGCAGCUUUUACACCCACCUACGUGGGGGAGAAGAAAGCAAAUGAGGUGCAAAAGAAAUCAGGUGCAGGGGUGACCCGCGCGCCAGGCGCAGGAGGAUGGUGUCCUGCAGUCUCAGUGCCUACACAGCGUCGAAAACAGCGGAUAGAAAUCACGGCCCUUAUUUCCUUUUUAAUUCCUUUUUUUUUUUUUCUUUAGGAAAUAAGUGAAGCAGGAGGAGGGAGGCUCACAGCAGCUGCUGCUCUCCUCCCCGCUGGCCCAGGCUUGCUUACACUGACCCCAGCCCCAUAAAAAACAUGCCUCCGCUCCCCUUGGGAUGCCAAGAAAACCCACGGCAGCCCAUGGGAAGGGGGCUGCUCCGGCAUCUCAAUCCCUUGGGGACUGACUGGGACCGGAAAAUCCAUCCCCACGAGACCUGGCUGGCUGUCAGUGCCCCCCUGGUGUGGGAUGUGGCUGCUGGGUGAAGGAGGGGUCCCGGGGCUCUGUGGUGGGCGCCGGCGAUGGGCUGGGGCUGCCCUGUGCUUCAGCCCAUGGGCAGCCGCUCCUUAAACCUCCCGGACUGGGUUAUGAGUGCACAUCCCCGCCUGCACCAUGCCGUGACCUGGGGAGGGCUUUGGCUACGCUUGGUGCUCGUGUCGAGGGAGCUCGAGGUGUGAAUAUUUCAUUUUCCCAGUCGGCCGCAGCCCGCGCCCCGCUGUGUGUAUGCAGCUCCUGGAACAGCUGGGGCUCCGCGGCAGCAUGUGCCGGGCGGGGGACAGGCACCCCCACCCUGGGCUUGCACCCUGCCCUCUCGGUACCCGGUCCUUGGUGCAGCGCUUGUGCAUGUUAACCACAAAACCCCAACGUUAUGCAUGUUUCUCCAUUAUGCUGGUUUCAGUACAAUUAAAGGAUGAUGUAGCCUCUGA
This is a messenger RNA of Falco peregrinus (peregrine falcon), 2501 nucleotides long. It is a transcript of the gene FBLN7, whose product is annotated as fibulin 7. The record is from RefSeq and is a predicted model, not a curated record. The transcript has 8 exons. NCBI's taxonomy places the organism in Eukaryota, Metazoa, Chordata, Aves, Falconiformes, Falconidae. Bases 99 to 1424 code for a protein of 441 amino acids. Gene Ontology annotation, molecular function: calcium ion binding.